AUGGCCCCCGCCAAGAACAAGUCGCGCGCUGCUGCAGCCGCAUCCGACUACGAGACCGACUUCCCUUCCCAGAACUCACUCGCUAACCUGGCGCCGCCGCCUCACCGCACCAACGAGGAGCUCAACCUGGCUGUCCUCCGCCGUCACUACCCUGACCUGCUCUCCAUCGUCUCCAUUGCCUCGUUCUGCGUUGUUUACGCUUUCUCGCCCGAGACCCAGGCCUGGGAGAAGUACGGUGUUGAUGGCACCCUGUUCAUCAACCAGCUCAUGCCCUCGGAUGAUGGUAUUGCUCGCUGCUCUGUCAUCGUAUUCAACCGCCGCUCCAUGGAGAAGUUCUCGGUCGAACUCAAGUCCGCCGACGAUGUCGAACUGACCGAUGACUAUGUCAUCCUCCAGAGCCAGCACGAGGACGGAAGCCUCCAAAUCUUCGGCCUCUGGAUCUUCACCGAACCUCACCCCUCCUCCACGGCCCGUGCUCGCGAAAUCAACGCCGAGAUCAUCAAGCAGUGCGCUGCUCUGGUUGACAACAGCCGCAGGACCCUUGAGGCCAUGAACAACGGCUCGUCCUCUGAGCCCGAUGAGCCUGAGAGCGUUCCCAUGGGCCGUCAGCUCUCUCUCCGCGAGCUGUUCGGCAAGCAGCGUGAGGCUGACGCCGGCUUCUCGAUCCACCACCACGAGACCCCUACCAUUCAGGCUGCGUCAACCCUUCCGACCAUCCCCAGUCAUCCUCGUCCUCAGGCUCAGGCAGCUCAGCCGGCCGUCCAGCAGUCCAUGGCCUCCUCGGCCAAUGCUCCCACCCCCCGAUUCACCAACACGCCGGACACGGACUUCUUCUUGUCGGCCCCCAAGGUCACUCCUGCCUCACAGACUCAGGGCCAGCGCAAGGCCAGGGGCCACCCUACCCGCCACCAGCAGCCCAAGGAGGCAUCGCCCGUUGCGGCCCAGUACACGGCCGACUACGCGAGCAUGGAUCGCACUGAGUUCUUCAACGUCUUCAACAAGACUCGCGCCGAAGGCUGGUCUGUGAUCAACACCCCCUUUGGAUCCUUCUCAGUCGGCAACUACAUGCUGGCCCAGGACGCCUUCUUGGGCUACAAGAACAACCUUCAGGCCGACAAGGUCGAGAGUGAGAACCGCAAGAUCACCUUCGAGUCGACCUUCACUCCGACUGUUGGUGGCAGGAAGAUGAUCUCCCAGAAGGUCGUCUCCAAGUCCGUCACCAAGCUGUAG
Messenger RNA from Diplodia corticola, 1230 nucleotides. Its product is annotated as decapping enzyme dcp1. Gene Ontology annotation, cellular component: P-body. Gene Ontology annotation, biological process: deadenylation-dependent decapping of nuclear-transcribed mRNA; positive regulation of catalytic activity; deadenylation-independent decapping of nuclear-transcribed mRNA. The record is from RefSeq and is a predicted model, not a curated record. NCBI's taxonomy places the organism in Eukaryota, Fungi, Ascomycota, Dothideomycetes, Botryosphaeriales, Botryosphaeriaceae. Gene Ontology annotation, molecular function: enzyme activator activity; mRNA binding. The transcript has 2 exons. The coding region runs from base 1 to 1230 and encodes 409 amino acids.